Lymnaea stagnalis (great pond snail) is the source of this 2749-nucleotide messenger RNA. The record is from the annotation of a GenBank genome assembly. NCBI's taxonomy places the organism in Eukaryota, Metazoa, Mollusca, Gastropoda, Lymnaeidae.
UUCCACUGGGUGAUACGCCGAUGGAACACAUUCCACUGGGUGAUACGCCGAUGGAACACAUUCCACUGGGUGAUACGCCGAUGGAAUUUAACUUACCAUUGCGUGAGCUUGAAAUCCACAAAUUUAUCACCAAUCGUACUGGAGUAUUCGAUUAUUACCACCACACCAAUCAUUCUUAUAUAGUAUAUAAUUACUACCACCACACCAAUCGUACUCUCGAGACAUUGGCGUCUACAUUAAAUAACUAUCAGUACAUCUCAAAUCAAUGUAUUAAAGAGGAACUCAAAAAACUUUUAGAUGAUUUCUUUGAAAGUUGUAACCAGUGGAAAAGGUCAAGAGGAAAUAAAAUUUCAAACUCACACUCACGGCUUGAAAUGAUCUGCUUCAAACUUAAUUGUAAGGGAGGACAGGUGACAAAAACACGCACAGCUCAUACCUGCUCAAAUUUGGAAAUGGAACCUUCAAGUUCAACAAAUUAUUUCUCAGAGCAGCCAAACCGUUACGUUGAGAGGCCCAGAGUAUUCUCAGAGCAGUUGAUUCGUGAUGCUUAUAUGAGAAAUCGUUUCACUGCGUUGAACAUUUCAAGGGAAAAGAUAAUUAUAAAUUUCAACACACUGCUUCAAAAGAAUCGAGACACUUUGUGCAAAUAUUUAAAAGACAUUGCCACAGUGAACACGACCAGCGAACCCAGCAGCCCAAAUAAUGAGCUGCUGUGCCUUGUGCCCGUGUCAGCUUAGCUGGCCCUCGGACACUCAGGGAUCUAAAAGAGACCCCAUCAACAGCGAAAAAGCCUGGCUUGAUUUCGCUGUUCGGCUUCUGUCUAGAGAGUUGGUGGGAAAAGGCAGAGGUCAAGAAACUGUAUGGAGUGAGAAGUGCAAACCUGUUUGGUGGGAUGAGAAAGUAGGACUUCCGUGGAAGAACCCAACUUCAAAUCCCAAAGACACAAAAGACAUUUUGCAGAAAAAGUACGCAGCCUUAGAGAGUCAGUUAUUGGCGGAGAAAAGGUUUCCCCUAGAGCUCGAUGAGGAGGCCAGGCUGUGGAAUGACGCCAAGAUCAAUGACCUGUUCGAUCUUACGUUAUUGAUCAGCCUGCUGGGGAAAGUCAGGGGCGUGCAUCGUGCAGUUGUAGAUGCGUGCGGCAAAAUAAUGUCAAUGAAAUUCGGAGCCGACCUGUUAAACGACAUGCAUCAAUGUGUCACAGCUACGCUUCAUGUGUUAGAAGGAGUGAAGAGUCACACUCCCUGCGCCCCUAAAAGAUCAAGCAUUUAUCCAGAGGCGGAAACCACCAUGACGCCAUUGAAGAAGAAAAAUGGAAAUGUUGAAUCGUCUCGUGAACCAUUUGUUUGUACUGUAGGACAUUUUCGAGCCCCGACGGCACUGCCCAGCCUAAUGCCCGAUUUCGGAAAUAUCCCCUCAAAUUUUCAUACUAAGCCCUCGUCUCAACAAGCCAAUAAACUACAACAUCAUGAAAUUUCAAAUCAUUGUACAUCACAAACAAAUUACAUUUCACAGCACGUAAUGCCAGUGGGCCCAACACGCUUUACUUCUAAAGGUCCCACACUUACAACACUGAAACCAAAACAACAAAGUAAGCUAGUUUAUCCUAAUCCAUCUGUCAUGACCACAGACCAACCCAAUAGUAUCAAUCAUAAUCCAUCUGACAUGACAAAAGGCCAACCCAAUAGGAUCAAUCAUAAUCCAUCUGACAUGAUAAAAGGCCAACCCAAUAUGAUCAAUCAUAAUCCAUCUGACAUGACAAAAGGCCACCCCAAUAGGAUCAAUCAUAAUCCAUCUGACAUUACUAAAGGCCACCCCAAUAGGAUCAUUCAUAAUCCAUCUGACAUGACCACAGACCAACCGAAUAGGAUCAAUCAUAAUCCAUCUGACAUGACAAAAGGCCACCCCAAUAGGAUCAAUCAUAAUCCAUCUGACAUGACAAAAGGCCAACCCAAUAGGAUCAAUCAUAAUCCAUCUGACAUGACGAAAGGCCAACCCAAUAGGAUCAAUCAUAAUCCAUCUGACAUGAGAAAAGGCCAACCCAAUAGGAUCAAUCAUAAUCCAUCUGACAUGACAAAAGGUCAACCCUAUAGAAUCAAUCAUAAUCCAUCUUACAUGACCACAGAUCAACCCAAUAGGAUCAAUCAUAAUCCAUCCGACAUGACCAAAGGCCAACCCAAUGGGGUCAAUCAUAAUCCAUCCGACAUGAUCAAAGGCCAACCCCAUGGGGUCAAUCAUAAUCCAUCCAACAUGAUCACAUGCCAACCCAAUGUAAGCUAUCCAAAUCCGCUUCACACGAAAAUAAACCAACCCAAAGGGAUAUACUAUAAACCAAGAGGAUUGGACACAACACAAUUAAAUAAUAAAUACAACCCAACACAGACUGGUGAGACAAUGUCUACCACACGUUUAGAUGAUUCACUCAUGAGUUAUGAAGAUCUCCCUCCGUCCCCAAAUAAUGUUCACAUCUCCAAAGACAACACAUCGUGUGUUCAACAACCUCACCUUAAUCUCACACCAACAGCUUCAAACCCAACUCUAACAUCCAGCAGUUCAGAUGAUCAAGGUGGAAAUGGUUUAGUAGCCGUCAUUCUUGACAAUUUUGAAAGCCUUAGCCCGGGUCAACGUAACUGGUUAGAUGACUUUUGUGUAGAUCCAUUGUUAGAUGACUUUAGUAUAGAUGACCCUUCGUUAGAUGACUUUUGUGUAGAUCCAUUGUUAGAUGACUUUAGUAUAGAUGACCCUUCGUUAG